Messenger RNA from Venustampulla echinocandica, 1074 nucleotides. RefSeq lists its product as uncharacterized. The record is from RefSeq and is a predicted model, not a curated record. The transcript has 3 exons. The coding region runs from base 1 to 1074 and encodes 357 amino acids. Lineage: Eukaryota; Fungi; Ascomycota; Leotiomycetes; Helotiales; Pleuroascaceae.
AUGAAGGAGCUCUACAGCCAAGUUGCUGAGCAUCUCGAACAUCUCGUCAAAGACCAGUCUCCCCUUUCUCAACCCCUGAAUUACGCGAGAAUGGAAGAUCACGUUAUGGACCACGACGCCGUCGACCAUAUCGACUCUGUCACCGCUCCUCCUCAAAUGUCUGUGGCAAUUUCCUCCCAGAUUCCGGACCUGAUCGCCAGACAAUUCCCCCGCUUUCCUAAGCUUCCUCUCGAGCUUCGCCAAAUGAUCUGGACACUCGCAGUCCUCACACCCCAGAUUACCACCUUCCGUAUCACUCCGCACGCGGGGGUUUGGUAUCCAUCGGUUGCGCCAUCCCAUAGUCCAAUUCGCUUUGUCAACAAAGAGGCACGCAGACUCUUCUUGCGUGUCAAGAAGCCAUGCAUCGACCUAUUGAUCAAGCUCAAGACGGAUGCCGAACGCGCAGCCUCAGUUUUUGACACCUGCAGUUAUGUCGAACCCCUUGCACCUCAAUGGCGGAAUGCUUAUGCUUUGGCACCAAAGAUAUUCGUCAACCCGGCCAUUGACAUCAUUUGGAUGAACACAACUUCCCUGAAAAUGUGCCAGAUGGGGCACUACUGGAUUGAUCUUCAGAUCCAACGGUUGGCAUUGGAUUACGAGGUCUGGAAACGCUUCACGAAGGUCUUCGAUUUCCCCGAGACUUACAUUAACAAGAAUAUCCUCGGCCUGGGUGUCAAAGAAGUGAUAUUUGUUGUUGGAGCAACCUCCAGCAAUGCUCCGGUCCCGAAUAUCAUUUUCGUUAAGCCGAGAGCACCCCCUAGUGUCGUCCUUGGGACGAGAUUUUGGGAGGGUGCCGUUGGGCGGGAAUUUCUCAUGUCGUCCCGCCGAAGAUUCCGAAAAUAUGUUUGCGAGACAGAACUCAAAGAGAAAUGCACCUGGGAGUGCCUGGAGGAGAUUGUCUUGGGUAACGUGGACAAGGCCAGGCAAAAGGUCGAGGAACUUAGGAAAAACAACGAUCCUCAGAGGUUGGCUCGAUACCCCCAGGUAUCCAUCAUGAGCGUCAAGUUCAUGGAGGCAGUGGCUGUCACAGUCUAG